AAAAUGGCAGACAAAGACAGUGUUGAGAAGUUUCUUGACAACAACCCGCAGUUUGCAAAGGAGUACUACGAGAAGAAAGUCAAGGCAGAUGUGAUCACUGCUGCUUUCAAUAACCAGGUCCAGGUGAAGGACCCAGCUUCUUACAAGGAUGUCACUACCAUCCAGGAGGCCGAGUUCAUGUUUGAGCUCAUCAAGGAGAUGCAAGGCAGCAACCCAAUGGAAAAAGGAAUGCAUAAAGUUCUGCAGAGGAUUUCUCUACUGAUCCAGGCUGACCGUUGCAGCUACUUUGCCUACAGGUCCAGAAAUGGCUCUCCUGAGCUGGCCACCCUCCUCUUUGAUGUGACAUCCACCAGUCCGUUUGAGAAAAAUCUAGUGAACCCCAAUGUAGAGAUUGUCUUUCCCACUGACAUGGGUAUUGUUGGAUGGACGGCACACUCCAAGAAGCCUCAAAAUAUCCCUGAUGUGAAGAAGGACUCUCAUUUCAGUGACUUUGUGGAUAAGCAGACCAAAUAUACCACCAAAUGCAUGAUUACUGCUCCCAUUAUGUGUGGAAAAGAGCCCGUCGGUGUUGUCAUGGCACUCAACAAGCAAGGUGCUAAUGAAUUCUCAAAGAGUGAUCAGGAGCUCUUCAAUAAAUAUGUGAACUUUGCCGCAGUGAUUGCUAUCCAGGAUCACACUGCUUACAUGUGGGAUGUUGAGUCCAGGAGAAGCCAGGUUUUGCUGUGGUCAGCCAGCAAAGUGUUUGAGGAGUUGACGGAUAUUGAAAGACAGUUUCACAAGGCUUUGUACACAGUGAGGACGUAUCUCAAGUGUGAGAGAUACUCUGUGGGACUCCUGGACAUGACCAAGGAAAAGGAGUUCUUCGAUGAGUGGCCAAUCAAACUAGGAGAACAGGAGCCAUACAAGGGCCCUAAGACACCUGAUGGCAGAGAGGUCAACUUCUACAAGAUUAUUGAUUACUUGUUGGAAGACAAAGAGGAGAUUAAAGUUAUCCCUGGCCCUCCAGCUGACCACUGGGCCCUGGUCAGUGGACUACCAACAUAUGUGGCUGAGAAUGGAUUUAUCUGCAACAUGAUGAAUGCUCCAGCAGAUGAUUAUUUCGCAUUUCAGAAAGAAGCAGUGGAUGAGACUGGAUGGAUGAUAAAGAAUGUCCUCUCCCUCCCUAUUGUCAACAAAAAGGAAGAAAUAGUUGGAAUUGCCACCUUCUUUAACAGGAAAGAUGGCAAACCAUUUGACGAGAAUGAUGAACAAAUUACAGAAGCUCUGACCCAGUUCCUCGGCUGGUCCACACUGAACUGUGACACAUACGACAAACUGAACAGGACAGAGUGGAGGAAAGACGUGGCCCAGGAGAUGCUCAUGUACCAGGCCAGGGCCACACCAAGUGAAAUCCAGAGCAUUCUCAACACUGAAGAGAAGCUUGGCAGCGCUCCAGAGGACUGUGACCAGAAGGAGAUGUACAAACUUUUGAGGGCCAACAUCCCUGAGACUAAAAAGGUGGAGCUGCUGGAGUUCCGCUUCAGCGACUUCCCCUUGUCCGAAUUUGAGCUCAUCAAGUGUGGUAUCCGCUGCUUCUUUGACCUGGGGGUGGUGGAGAAGUUCAAAGUCCCAGCUGAGGUCCUGACAAGGUGGAUGUACACUGUUCGCAAAGGAUACCGUGCCAUCACCUACCACAACUGGAGACAUGGCUUCAAUGUUGGCCAAACCAUGUUCACACUAUUGAUGACAGGUAAUCUGAAGAAGUACUACUCUGAUCUUGAGGCCUUUGCCAUGGUUGCUGCAGGAUUCUGCCAUGAUAUUGACCACAGAGGAACUAACAAUCUCUACCAGACAAAGAGUGCAUCUCCACUGGCAAAGCUCCACAGCUCUUCAGUUAUGGAGCGGCAUCAUCUUGAGUUCAGUAAGACACUGAUGUCGGAUGAGGAACUGAAUAUCUUCCAAAACCUUCAGAAACGUCAGUUUGAGACUGUGCAGCAUCUAUUUGAAGUUUGCAUAAUUGCCACUGAUCUGGCUCUCUAUUUCAAGAAGAGAACAAUGUUCCAGAAAAUUGUGGAAGCUGUAGGGACAAUUCCGGACGAGAAGGAAAGACUUGGCUUCGUCUCUAACAAUGCAACCCGAAAGGAAAUUAUCAUGGCAAUGAUGAUGACAGCAUGUGACCUGUCAGCCAUUACUAAGCCGUGGGAGGUUCAGAGCAAGGUCGCUCUGAUGGUGGCAGCAGAAUUUUGGGAGCAGGGAGACCUAGAAAGGACGGUUCUUGACCAGCAACCUAUUCCUAUGAUGGACAGAAACCAUGCUGAUGAGCUACCCAAGAUGCAGUGUGGCUUCAUUGAUUUUGUGUGCUCCUUUGUGUACAAGGAGUUUUCGAAGUUCCACGAAGAGAUCAAACCCAUGUGGGAUGGCCUGAACAACAACAGGACAGAGUGGAAAGCCCUGGCAGAUGUCCAUGAGGCCAAGAUGAAGGCUAUUGAAGAGGAGAAGAAAAGGCUGGAAGGAGGAGGCCAAGCAGCUGAAGAAGGCGGGAAGUCGAAGACGUGUGUCAUCUCCUAG
Molecule: messenger RNA, 2547 nt
Organism: Myripristis murdjan (pinecone soldierfish)
Lineage: Eukaryota; Metazoa; Chordata; Actinopteri; Holocentriformes; Holocentridae
Product: cone cGMP-specific 3',5'-cyclic phosphodiesterase subunit alpha'-like
Exons: 22
Coding region: 4-2547 (847 amino acids)
Biological process (GO): signal transduction
Molecular function (GO): protein binding; 3',5'-cyclic-nucleotide phosphodiesterase activity
Source: RefSeq, a predicted model, not a curated record